Molecule: messenger RNA, 2093 nt
Organism: Balaenoptera acutorostrata (minke whale)
Lineage: Eukaryota; Metazoa; Chordata; Mammalia; Artiodactyla; Balaenopteridae
Gene: NT5DC2
Product: 5'-nucleotidase domain containing 2
Exons: 15
Coding region: 108-2015 (635 amino acids)
Molecular function (GO): 5'-nucleotidase activity
Source: RefSeq, a predicted model, not a curated record
AUUGGCCGGCCGCCGUGAGGAGCACGCGGCCACGGUGGCGGGCGCGGAGUAGGAGGGCGGCGGACGGGCCGGAGGGCUGAGGGCAGCGCGGGCGGCGCGCAGCGGGCAUGGCGGGUGUGGGGCUGCGGGCAGCCGCUCGGCGCUACCUGCCGCGCCGAGACCACGGCGGGCCGCGAGCCGCCUCGUCCUCGCCCUCCUGCCCUGGUUGCGGCCCCCCGGGUCCCGGCGCCCACUGCCCCGGCGCCCCGCGCUCUGCGCCUGCCUCGGCGCCCGCCGGCGGCGCCGAGCCCAGCGCACACCUGUGGGCUCGAUACCAGGACAUGCGGAGACUGGUGCACGACCUCCUGCCUCCGGAGGUCUGCAGUCUCCUGAACCCAGCGGCCAUCUAUGCCAACAACGAGAUCAGCCUGCGCAAUGUCGAGGUCUACGGCUUCGACUAUGACUACACCCUGGCCCAGUAUGCAGACACACUGCACCCAGAGAUCUUCAGUGCUGCCCGUGACAUCCUGAUUGAGCACUACAAGUACCCGGAGGGGAUUCGGAAGUAUGACUACAACCCCAGCUUUGCCAUUCGUGGCCUCCACUAUGAUAUUCAGAAGAGUCUUCUGAUGAAGAUUGACGCCUUCCAUUAUGUGCAACUGGGAACAGCCUACAGGGGCCUUCAGCCUGUGCCAGACGAAGAGGUGAUCGACCUAUAUGGGGGCACCCAGCACAUCCCACUGUACCAGAUGAGUGGCUUCUAUGGCAAGGUACUCGCUCCGUCUGCCACUGCCCAGGGCGGCCAGCUCCAUGACCUCACGGGUCCUUCCAUCAAGCAGUUCAUGGACAUCUUCUCGCUGCCAGAGAUGGCACUGCUCUCCUGCGUGGUGGACCACUUCCUGGGCCAUGGCCUGGAGUUUGACCAAGCACACCUCUAUAAGGAUGUGACGGACGCCAUUCGAGAUGUGCACGUGAAGGGCCUUAUGUACCAGUGGAUCGAGCGGGACAUGGAGAAGUACAUCCUGCGAGGGGAUGAGACAUUCGCCGUCCUGAGCCGCCUGGUGGCGCACGGGAAACAGCUGUUCCUCAUCACCAACAGUCCUUUCAGCUUCGUGGACAAGGGGAUGCGGCACAUGGUGGGUGCCGACUGGCGCCAACUCUUCGACGUGGUCAUCGUCCAGGCAGACAAGCCCAGCUUCUUCACCGACCGGCGCAAGUAUGGGCCUGGCAGGGGCGAUGGGCCCAGGGAGCGGGGACUGGCCUCUGCUUGCCGCCCUGUGUGCCUGGGGUGGGGGCACCCCCUUGCUGAUGGGCAGGCCUUUCAACCCACCCUAGGCCUUUCAGAAAACUUGAUGAGAAGGGCUCACUGCAUUGGGACCGUAUCACCCGCCUGGAAAAGGGCAAGAUCUAUCGGCAGGAAGUGGCUCCCAGGGCCUGCAAUUGGGCCUCUCUGUGCUGUGCUUUCCUCGUCUGUAAAAGAGGGAAACCUGUUUGACUUCCUGCGUCUGACGGAAUGGCGAGGCCCCCGUGUGCUCUACUUCGGAGACCACCUCUACAGUGACCUGGCGGAUCUCAUGCUGCGUCACGGCUGGCGCACAGGUGCUAUUAUCCCCGAGCUGGAGCGAGAGAUCCGCAUCAUCAACACGGAACAGUACAUGCACUCGCUGACGUGGCAGCAGGCGCUCACAGGGCUGCUGGAGCGUAUGCAGACCUACCAGGACGCCGAGUCUCGGCAGGUGCUGGCCGCCUGGAUGAAGGAGCGGCAGGAGCUGAGGUGCAUCACCAAGGCCCUGUUCAAUGCGCAGUUUGGGAGCAUCUUUCGCACCUUCCACAACCCCACCUACUUCUCUCGGCGCCUGGUGCGCUUCUCCGACCUCUACAUGGCCUCCCUCAGCUGUCUGCUCAACUACCGCGUGGACUUCACCUUCUACCCCCGCCGCACGCCCCUGCAGCACGAGGCACCGCUCUGGAUGGACCAGCUCUGCACCGGAUGCAUGAAGACACCCUUCCUUGGCGAUAUGGCCCACAUCCGCUGAGGGUACCUUUAUUGUCUGGACCAGGCCCAGCCCCUGCUGUCCCACCCACUCUGGGCAAUAAAAGCCGCCUCCCUCCUG